UGUGCACUGCCAUUUCUGUUGUGGUUGCCCAAGAAACGGCAGAUGUGGAUUAAUCCUCGAUACGUUUACCAGAGUUUGACAUAGAUCCAAUAUUAAAUGUCAGGCUUUCCACAGACUGGAACACAUUUUUUGUCAUCCACCGCGAAAUGAAUUCUGAUCGGUUCGCACUCUCAGUUGAUGACUAUCUGGCAGCUGAGACGAAUGUUCUCCUCUAUCUGAAUGAUGCGGUUACACAACUUCUUGAACAUAAGGAGGAAUACACUCAGUUUGGAGUUGGACGUUAUUUUGCUGAAUAUUUUAACAGCGUGAAGAAUGGCAACCAUGUCCUUUUCAGAGAGUUCAACUACAUAAAAGCAACCCCACACAACCGUGCAUCUUUCAUUAGGAUAUUCUGGAGAUCUUUCAGACAAAUUGGAAAAAAUGGAGACCUAUUGGCAGCAAUGGAGUACAUCUCACUCCUGCAACUUUUAUGUCCUGACUUUCCAACAGAGAUGGUACAAAACACAGCCAGGAUUGUGCUGAUUGAUGAUGCAGUGGACAGUCCGAUGUCCUUCUCAGACUUCUUGUAUUCUUUCCAAAUUAAAUUUUACUUUGAGGAGUUCCUUGACAGUGUGUCGGUGAUUUAUCAGGACCUUCUUUCGGGGAAAAGUCCCAACACUGUGAUCGUCCCCACCUCAUCUUCAGUGGAGCAGCUGAGCAGCCUGGCUGAAGAUGAGCUGGAGGUUCAGGAGGCGGUGGACUCGGCCAUCUUUGCAGAAUGCAUUGAGGCCCUGUGUGAGAGGUUUAAGCACAGCCACCCCUCCCCCUCGGCAGUCCGAGAGAUACUGGAGAAUUCUCAGCGGGUGUCUUUCUACGGCUUCCUGAUGGCCAUGGCAAAAAGUGAAAAUAUCAAUCAGGAUAUUGGAGCCUUACCAAAUAAGUCUGAACUUCUGUUGGACCCAGAGAUGGACCAAGAGUUGGAGAGACUCAUCGCCCAGAUCUCCAUCAGCCCCACCUCCAACAGCAGCGGCAGCGCCACUGGCCUCAAGGAGCUGCCCAAGAAGGCCUCGCCGCGCAAAUCCCUCCACCACCGCAAGAGGAUCGAGAUGGAGAGUGACGGCUCGACAGAGGAGACCGAUUCCUCCGAGAACUAGUGCCCCACUCCGCAUGUCCCUGUUACACAGACACACGACCACACCAAUCCCACAGCAGAUCUCCGCAUUCAUAUCCGUAGACGCAAUAUGAUAUUCUGCAAAUGGCAUGAGAGAGCUCAGCUUUUGGAGAACAAGCCAGAAUGUCUACCUAGAAUUUGAGCUAAUCGUCCUACUCAUUGCAUUCCGGAAAUUAUUAUGUGUAUUGCAUAUUGUACUGUGCAAAGUUCUAUUUUUAUUUUUAAUUUUAUGAGAGUUAACUAUUUAUUCUGUUAUCGUAACUAUUUAUUGUAUGAUUACAUCACCACUGGAAUAUCAUUGCAUUGAAAAGAAUAACACUUA
Alosa alosa (allis shad) is the source of this 1472-nucleotide messenger RNA. RefSeq names its product centriolar satellite-associated tubulin polyglutamylase complex regulator 1 (gene cstpp1). Bases 147 to 1133 code for a protein of 328 amino acids. The transcript has 9 exons. The record is from RefSeq and is a predicted model, not a curated record. Lineage: Eukaryota; Metazoa; Chordata; Actinopteri; Clupeiformes; Clupeidae.